GUGGAAGAAUUGGCACUGAAGAGUUUGGUGCGGUCAAGGAGUUUGGAUCAAUCAAGCUGUUCAAGCAGUGCCAUGAAUACUGAAGCAGCAAGCUUACGUAGUACUCUCAGCGUGGAAGAGGAGGAGCAUAGCGUGAACGAACAAAAUUUGAACUUGGAAGUUAGUCAGAUAUUUAAAGCUGAUGGUGCAAAGCAGCAUGCUUCUGCCAAAGGUGAAGAGUAUGAGGAGGAGGAAGAUGAAGAAGAGGAGGAGGAGGAAGAAGAAGAAGAAGAAGAAGAUAAUGAUGAAAAUGAGAUGGAUGAUGAUGGGAUUUAUGGUUACGAAGAUCAGCUGAAAUACUUCAUGAGACAACUAGAUGAGACUUCAUGACCUCAAGAUGUAUCAAUGUACAUAUUUUCUUGUAUAUAUAUGUUCUACUAUUUGUAUAAAAACAUUACUACAAAACAUGUA
This is a messenger RNA of Priapulus caudatus, 450 nucleotides long. Its product is annotated as snRNA-activating protein complex subunit 5-like. Lineage: Eukaryota; Metazoa; Priapulida; Priapulimorpha; Priapulimorphida; Priapulidae. Gene Ontology annotation, cellular component: nucleus. Gene Ontology annotation, biological process: transcription by RNA polymerase II; transcription initiation at RNA polymerase III promoter. The record is from RefSeq and is a predicted model, not a curated record.